Messenger RNA from Peniophora sp. CBMAI 1063, 1692 nucleotides. The record is from the annotation of a GenBank genome assembly. Lineage: Eukaryota; Fungi; Basidiomycota; Agaricomycetes; Russulales; Peniophoraceae.
AUGGACUCCUUCCUCCGCCACAACCAGCUUCUCCAGCAGAACGCGCACGCGCGUCAGGCUGGAGGCGAGCCCCAGGGCUUUGCGGCUACGGCCGCUUCGUCUGCCGUCGUCAACUACGACGACAUCAGGGCGUUCUGGGGUGGAGAGGGCUUCCCCACUCAGGGCAAGCCCGUCGAGGAGGUAGGGGUAGGAAGGGGAACGGAAAAGGGCGUCAAGCGCGAGGAGCGCUUCACGCCCUGGCGCGAAGACAGCGCGACUUCACCGCGCACGGCUCGCUACCUCAGCCUCACAGACGACCUCACAGGCCUGCGCGCAGGCAUGGAACUGGACCCGCUCGUCGUCCCCUACACCCCGCAGAACUCGGCGCGCCAGCUGGGUUCCUUCGGCGAACCUGCUCAGCUUCCCGUGUUCCACGUUGAGUACCAGGACAACGCUCUGGGUUUCUAUCCCGACGGCACGGCUAACUACAACGGCUUGCAAACGCCUCUGACUCAAGAAACGGCAGCUCUCCACGACUUCGGCACGACACCCGCAGCUCUUGGUAUGUUCGACGACUUCGGCACUGGCCUCUACACUCCCUGCGGCUCUACCACGGCUCAGUCGUUCUACGGCACCCCGGCAAAUGGCAACCACGGUGACUUCGACCAGCUCGUUGUACCGCCGGAGUGGUACUACGGCGCUCAGGUAUCGAGUGACAUGUCCUCGGCACCGUAUGCGGCGAACGGCUAUCAUCAGCAGGCGAACUCAGGCUUCUCGUACGUGGCACCUAACGGCAGCGGCAACUUCACGCACCAGGCUCAGGCGGCGGCGCUCCCUCCGGCGGGUUAUGGCGUGUGGCAACAGGGCAUGGGCAGCUUCGCUCCGGAGCAGGCGUUAACGAGCUACUCUGUGGUACGGGCGCCUACUCCUCUUCACCUUGCUGGCUUCCCCUACGACACUGCACCGAACCCUGUCGCUAGUGGAAGUCGGGCCCCGACGGAAGCACAACAACGGACACAGGUUUCAUCCGCACACCCUCAGACGCAGGACUUCCCAGCGGCUUCCGGUUCACGAACUCAAGCCCGCGCCGUCGCUGAGCCACAGCAGAAGGUCACCGCCAAGCCACGCAAGGCCGUGAAGAAGGCAACGGGGAAGGUCAAGUCUUCAUCGAGUAAGGUCACAACUGGUAUCCGCCCGCCACCGCACUCCCUGCCUCGGUUUGGGUCCAGGGCCAGCCUCAAAAAGCUGGUCACCCUCGUUCCCUUCGCCGAGCGCUUGACCACGACGGUCCCUAACGCAGUCGUGAGCUACUACGACGCGCGAAAGGCCAACUACAUCCUGGACAAGCACAGCACCCUGCCUCCCAUCAAGUGUCCCGUCGACGGCUGCAACGUGACCUUCACGAGCCUCUCAACCUGCCGGCGCCACGUCGACCACUUCGCCGGCCUCUACGUCCAGAAACGGCUGGACGACCCGGCACACUUCGACGUGCAGAAGGACGCUGAGUUCGGCAAGGGAAGGGUACACCCGAGGGACCCGGGGAUGGCCGCCGUCGCUUGUGGCUACCCUGGAUGUUCGGCCAUCUACUCGCGCCCGGACGCCGCGAGGCGUCAUCGGAAGAUCUGCACGUUCAAGCCUACGGACUUGUUACCGACGGCACUUCCAGCAGGGGACGCACUUGCCGCGGCAAGCUCUCGGGAUUCCGGGGCGUAG